Rhagoletis zephyria (snowberry fruit fly) is the source of this 794-nucleotide messenger RNA. RefSeq names its product odorant receptor 67c-like. Gene Ontology annotation, biological process: sensory perception of smell; detection of chemical stimulus involved in sensory perception of smell. The record is from RefSeq and is a predicted model, not a curated record. Gene Ontology annotation, molecular function: olfactory receptor activity; odorant binding. Gene Ontology annotation, cellular component: plasma membrane. NCBI's taxonomy places the organism in Eukaryota, Metazoa, Arthropoda, Insecta, Diptera, Tephritidae.
AUGCCUUCACUUUUCGAAUCGGCUGAAAUAGCACCUACCAUAGCGGAUUUCGUGAAAAUACCUCUAUUUCUGCUAAGUCUGAAUGGUGAGAAACUUUUCAAAUGGACACCAGAUGAGCCACCAUCACGAAAACAAAAAAUACUCCUGCGCAAUUUCUGCAUGAUUAUAUUGUUUAAUGUUAUUGCCAUGAUACUGUUUUUCUUCUUCGGCCACUUGGAAAGUGCUUUAGAUUACACUGCGCUCACCAUCUAUUGGGGAUUUGCACUAAAUUCUUUCAUGAAGGGUGGUACAUUGUGGGUCGGACGACAUAAAUUGGAAUUCGUAAUUAAAGGCUUAAUGGCAAGGCAUCCGAAGACGCCAGAGCAACGUCAUGCCUUUCGCUUGGUGCCUUACUAUCAGAAAAUUACUGCCUACAACAAAUAUUUGACAAUCUGGCAUCUCGGUACGACGAGUCUGUUCAAUUUACAUCCGAUCGUCUCAUCGACUGUGGAGUACAUAUGGCGUAAGGAUAAGGAGCAGGAAUUCAAUUAUAGAUUUCCCUUCAUGAUGUGGUAUUAUUACGACGAGAAGAAGCCAAUUUUCUACUUAUUUUCAUAUUUAAUGCAAUGCUGUGGCUCAUAUUGUGUCUCGUUCUUGUUUUUGGGUGCCGAUUUGUUACUAAUAACUCUCGUACACGUUGUCAAUAUGCAUUUUGAGUAUCUGGGCAGAUAUAUUGAGGAAUUUCAGCCAAGCGGCACAGACGAGGAUAUAGAAGUACUGGAACCAUUGGUGACAUAUCACCUCGACAUACUGGG